Molecule: messenger RNA, 1836 nt
Organism: Tupaia belangeri chinensis (Chinese tree shrew)
Lineage: Eukaryota; Metazoa; Chordata; Mammalia; Scandentia; Tupaiidae
Gene: STRAP
Product: serine/threonine kinase receptor associated protein
Exons: 10
Coding region: 280-1332 (350 amino acids)
Biological process (GO): spliceosomal snRNP assembly
Cellular component (GO): SMN complex
Molecular function (GO): protein binding; RNA binding
Source: RefSeq, a predicted model, not a curated record
CGGGCCCGGCCCGAUUCUCCGGUCCUUCCCCUCCCCUAUUUUCCUCCCUCCCUCCCUGUCCCUCCCUCGGCGGCUGUCGCCCUCCGGUCGCAGACUCCCCGACCCCUCCCAAACCCCCUCCUGGUCUCGGUGCCCCCCAGGUUGGCCUCCUUUUCCUGUUUCUCGGCUCAGUCCCCGUAUCAGGGCGGGGGCCUCGAGGACCGGAGGCGCCGCAGCGAGGAGAGAAAAGACCAGGACGACCCUCAGCCCCCCAGCUCUGUCGCUGGCUUCGCCGCCGCCAUGGCAAUGAGGCCGACGCCGCUCACCUGCUCCGGCCACACGCGGCCCGUGGUUGAUUUGGCCUUCAGUGGCAUCACUCCGUAUGGGUAUUUCCUAAUCAGCGCUUGCAAAGAUGGUAAACCUAUGCUACGCCAGGGAGAUACAGGAGACUGGAUUGGAACAUUUUUGGGUCAUAAAGGUGCUGUUUGGGGUGCCACAUUGAAUAAGGAUGCCACCAAAGCAGCUACAGCCGCUGCAGAUUUCACAGCCAAAGUGUGGGAUGCUGUCUCAGGAGACGAGCUGAUGACCCUGGCUCAUAAACACAUUGUCAAGACAGUAGAUUUUACGCAGGAUAGUAAUUAUUUGUUAACUGGAGGACAGGAUAAACUGUUACGCAUAUAUGACUUGAACAAACCUGAAGCAGAACCUAUGGAAAUAAGUGGUCACACCUCCGGUAUUAAAAAGGCUCUGUGGUGCAGUGAGGAUAAACAGAUUCUUUCGGCUGAUGAUAAAACCGUGCGCCUUUGGGAUCACGCUACUAUGACAGAAGUGAAGUCUCUAAAUUUUAAUAUGUCUGUUAGUAGUAUGGAAUAUAUUCCGGAGGGAGAGAUCUUGGUUAUAACUUAUGGACGAUCUAUUGCUUUUCAUAGUGCAGUAAGUUUGGACCCAAUUAAAUCCUUUGAAGCUCCUGCAACCAUCAAUUCUGCAUCUCUUCAUCCUGAGAAAGAAUUUCUUGUGGCAGGUGGUGAAGAUUUUAAACUUUACAAGUAUGAUUAUAAUAGUGGAGAAGAAUUAGAAUCCUACAAAGGACACUUUGGUCCUAUUCACUGUGUGCGAUUUAGUCCUGAUGGGGAGCUGUAUGCCAGUGGUUCUGAAGAUGGAACUCUGAGACUAUGGCAGACUGUAGUGGGAAAGACAUACGGCCUUUGGAAAUGUGUGCUUCCUGAAGAAGAUAGUGGUGAGCUGGCAAAGCCAAAGAUCGGUUUUCCAGAGACAACAGAGGAGGAGCUAGAAGAAAUUGCUUCAGAGAAUUCAGAUUCCAUCUAUUCUUCAACUCCAGAAGUGAAGGCCUGAGUGUCAGGCAUAUGCCACAGACAGUAUACAACAUAUGGACUAAAAUGAGCAAGCAGAGUAAAGCAUCAGCCUUGCAGAGUUACUCUCUGCUUAAGGCAAACACAGCGGUAAAUAAUGAGGAAUAUGAAUUAGCUCCAGUACUGGAAUAACUAACUUGGUGUUACCUGUAAGUGAAAACUUACAGAGUAUCAGGUGAAGGCAGGUGGAGUUCUGCUAUUGUAGUACGAUGGCCUCUUGUCUUUUUAAUGAAUAUGUGCAAGCCAACAUCCAAUUUCUCUUAUUACAAUUAGAUUUCUUGUAGCUCUUUAUGUUAUUAUGGAGAAGAAAAAUAUAUUGGCCUAUUUUUCUGACUUUUCCCUUUAAAGGAGAAAGCCUUUUUUUUCUUUAGUUGUAAAGAAGAGGGAAUACAUGAUAAAGUAACUGGUUUGAUUUCUCUUUCAUUGUACACUGCUUCUGAACAUCUAAUUGUUUUUAGUUAUCUAAAUAAAUGCCUCUAAAACAAAA